AGGAGGAAGCCGCUCCUCCGGAGCUGUGAUGGGGAUUUGAACGCAUCUCCGCGCAGAACUCAGCGCCGCACGGCCCCGGCUCAGAGCGCAGCGGGCGGGUCCGCCUCACUCAACCCCCCCGGUUUGGAUGUAACCUGAUCGGACUCGGUUGCCUGGUUGUUGCCCGGAGCGGGAGGCCGGGAGCAGGACGGAGUGUGCCCGGGCUGCUGCUGCUGUCGGCGGGCUGUCACCGUCGGUGUGUUCCCGGUGAGCGCGGAGCGGAGCCCGCAGGGACCCGCUGCUCUCUGUCUCCUCCGCGGGCUGGACUCGGUGUGAACACGGGAUUAAGUGCUUAUCGCUCCGGUACCGGGGAGGUGGAUGUGUGUUUUGCCCCGCAGGAGUCAGCUGGAGUCCGGGCGGAGAGACGGGGCCGAUGGCGCAACGGUAUGAGGAUCUGGCCCACUACGGCCUGGACGGGGUGGGGGGGGUUUAUGGAGACCACCACCACCACCACCACCACGCUGCCGCCGCCCGCUCCCUGCAGGCCGUUCACCUGGCCGCCGCCGCUCCCUACCCUCCGCACCAGUUCUCCCAGUCCUCCCACAGCAGCGACAACAUGGCCGCCACCGCUGGAGACGCCAAGAGGGACAAGGACGCCAUUUACGGACAUCCUCUGUUCCCUCUGCUCGCUCUGAUCUUUGAGAAGUGUGAGUUGGCGACCUGCACGCCGAGGGAGAGCGGCGUGGCCGGAGGAGACGUCUGCUCCUCGGACUCCUUCAACGAGGACAUCGCCGUCUUCUCCAAACAGAUCCGAUCAGAGAAGCCUUUAUUCUCAUCAAACCCAGAGCUGGAUAACCUGAUGAUUCAGGCGAUUCAAGUCCUGCGUUUCCACCUCCUGGAGCUGGAAAAGGUUCACGAGCUCUGUGAUAAUUUCUGCCAUCGAUACAUCAGCUGUCUGAAAGGGAAGAUGCCGAUCGAUCUGGUUAUAGACGACAGAGACGGAAACAAGUCGGACAGCGAGGACUUCAUCAGGUCGUCAGGGAACCACCUGGAUCAGAUUUCAUGGAGCAGAGAUCCUGACGACGUGGCGUCGAUCCGGUCGGCCGGGACGCCGGGACCGUCGAGCGGCGGACACACGUCACACAGCGGCGACAACAGCAGCGAACAAGGUGACUGUCUGGAUAACGGCAUGGCGUCUCCCAGCACCGGAGAUGACGACGACCCCGACAGAGACAAACUGCACAACAAGAAGAGAGGAAUCUUCCCUAAAGUGGCCACCAACAUCCUGAGAGCCUGGCUGUUCCAGCACCUGACGCACCCGUACCCGUCAGAGGAGCAGAAGAAGCAGCUUGCACAGGACACCGGCCUCACCAUCCUGCAGGUCAACAACUGGUUCAUCAAUGCGAGGCGGAGAAUCGUCCAGCCCAUGAUCGACCAGUCCAACAGAGCAGGCAGCCAGGCAGGACCGUAUGGCCCAGAUGGUCAGCCAAUGGGAGGCUUCGUCAUGGACGGACAGACACACAUGGGAAUCAGACCACCUGGUCCUAUUGGUGGUGUGGGGAUGGGGAUGGGUGUGGAGGGACAGUGGCACUACAUGUAGCACCACCACCACCACCCUGCAGCCGGAGGAGCCGCCCGGCGUCCCAGGAAACCACCGACUCCUUCAGCAGGUCUGCAGACCUCCGUGGCGGGCAUGGAGCAGGACCCUGCGCCUCCUCACCUGUCCUCCCCUCAGCCCCACCCCUCCGGGCAUCUACCUGGCCUGAUGUGGAAAACACCCGACCGCCACCGGAGACGCUUUGUCACUAAAAGCUCCCAGCUGAAGCUCAGAGAGAGACUGAGGACGAGAUCUGGAGCAGAACAAUAAACAGCUGCGAGUUAACUGAUGACACCUGGAUUUUUCUGGAGGAUUUUUCUGAAUCAGGACACAGAGUCAACGUGGCGUCUCUGCGUUUGAUCACUUCCUGUGACAUCUGUGGCCGACUACAACUACAGAGGCCCUGAGCGGACAUUUUGAAACCAGCAGACCUUCCCUCCCGUCCUGUCCUCAUAUCAACGCACAGCUGAUGUCUGUAUUUCCCGAGGAGUUCUUCUGAAGCAGGAAACCUCGACGAACCGUUUUUCAGGACACUGAGCUCUGAUGGACGGCAGAGGUCGAGUGACGGAGCGCUGUUUACUGUGGACUCUCUGAGACAAGUCACUACAGGUGCUCUGCUGCUGCCUUUUGCAUAAUAUCCUGAUUUAAACUGAAAGGACUGUUUCACCUUUCACACUGUGUGUUUGUCUUUUUUCAUAGACCUCUACCUUCCUCCCCCCGAGCUCCACAGAUCUUUGAGUUCUGAAAUAAAAAGUGAACUAAC
Lates calcarifer (barramundi perch) is the source of this 2339-nucleotide messenger RNA. It is a transcript of the gene meis1a, whose product is annotated as Meis homeobox 1 a. Lineage: Eukaryota; Metazoa; Chordata; Actinopteri; Centropomidae. Gene Ontology annotation, molecular function: DNA-binding transcription activator activity, RNA polymerase II-specific; RNA polymerase II cis-regulatory region sequence-specific DNA binding. The transcript has 13 exons. The record is from RefSeq and is a predicted model, not a curated record. Gene Ontology annotation, biological process: brain development; eye development; animal organ morphogenesis. Bases 413 to 1579 code for a protein of 388 amino acids.